AUGAUCUCGAAGCUCUUGGCGCUCGGUGCUGUCUUUCUCGCCUUUGCCACCGCCAACGUCUUCGACUCGUCUUACUCCAAUGUCUCCAGCGCUGCUAUCGACGAAGACAGGAUCGAAACCGCCGUGUUAGUUGACACCGAGACGACAGAACCCGCCGAUGACGUUCUAUGGAAUGCUGCCUUAACCAAAGGCCGGAUGUUGAUACUAGCCACGAGCUUGAAUCUUCCAGAGGCUAUUAAACUCUAUUUACCAAUGGAAACUCCCUGGGAUGGAACCCUCAAACGCGAACUAGCACUUUGGGGCUACUCGGAACCUGACUACCCGGAAGUUGAAGACUCUGACGAAAACUGUGUCAUGGGGAAAGAAAACCACGGCCUUCAAGAUAUGCUAAAACAGCUACAUGCAGAUGAUAGAGAUUCACGUGAUGGAGGGGACAACAUCUGUCACACAAUCCAACAUCAAGACGGACCUACCUUGGAGAAAGAUAAGAACGGUGAAGUACCAGAAGAUCCUAGGGAUCAAUACUACAAAGUUGAAGGGCGCAGAUACAGGGUUACCGGCGCGGAUUCCACCAUUGGAAUAAAUCCAAAGGCUGGUAUCAUCUUCUUUCUGACUCGUGAGAGCCCCGCGUACGCGGCGAGAAAGCUAUGGAAUGUACCCUCCGUCAAGCCGGACGAAAUGCCUGCCCUCAAAAGUAGCUCGGAUAUUGCCUGGGGUCUCUGGAAUAGGCAUUGCAAAGAAAGCCUGUCCAACAUCAACUACUUCUUCACGGUGGCAGUUGCAAACCCGGAAACGCGUAAGAUCAUCAGCAGAGCUAUGGGACAAAAUGCUGUGCCGAAUGCGCCAGGAUACACCUUUAGAGCUGGGAAUGAGAACUUCAUCGCUCUGCUGGGAUCGCCGAACCUUGUAGCAGUAAUGUUCUUCCUCCUCCAACACAAGACUCGGUUUGGCCACAAUCGAUGGGUUACUGAGAUCCGUGUUUUCAUACCGAAUGGGGAUUUCAAUAAGGUUUCGAUGCUUGUCAAGGUUGAGCGAGCGCCCCCGACAGAACCUCCCGAGCCUAUUGAAGAUCCAGAUUGCGCGGAGAAAAGGUCGUUGGAAAGUGCGCCAGUCUCACCGCUGAAGAUCGAUAGUUGGAAGGGUGGCGAACGUGCAAAUUCGACCUUCGAGGACGUGAAUCUGACCAGGAUACCUACAAAGUACGGCGACGAGACCGUGGCUGAGCUGGAAUGGCUCCCGCCGAAACAAGAAUAUAUUGCCAGUCUACGCUCAGUCGCCCCUCCAGCGGACGAGCCAACUUGUGCUAUAUGUCGUGGUGAGUGGGAAUAUCCGGCCCAGGAAGUCGUCGAGCCAAGCCCUCACUGCUCUCGACAUCCUCUCCACAAAGACUGUCUUCUCAUAACCUUUGCAACGGAAGACGGAGAGGAGGUCAGCAAUCUGUGUCCAUUUUGCCGUCGCGAACUCUUCGAGAAGAUCCCAAAGCCGCCUGCGAAGCCCCCGAGUAACUCGAAUAGUACCUACCAGCAAACUACACAACUCUAUGACAACCUUGUGGCACUUCAUAUCCAGAUUGAAUACAACGACGACACAACCGAAGAUCCACGGCUGCUGAAUCCUUCUGGCCCAACCAUUGAGGACGCCUUGCUGAAAGACGGUUUCUGGUCUGCUCUUCCCCGUUUCUUGGACGAAUGGUACCACCGCAAUGCAUCUCAGAUUAUCGAACAGACAAAACGCCAUAGGAAACCACUGUCGAUCGUGGAUAUGGGUCGCGCUGUGGUUGCCUCGUUCUUUGGCAAUGGUGAGCCACCGUCUCGCAAGAUUACAGGUCUCACAGACGAAGGUCGCGCAGCUAUCACUGCGCUCUUUGCGCACGAAACCGACAAGUCAGAGCUGUGCCUAAAGGCAACAGAGCUACUAGACUACCAACAAGGCGAAAUCGUAAUGCAAUGUAUCCGCGCCGCCCUCAUGUACUACGACCAAUCUGCCUUCCCCCAACACGUCGAGGAUUUGCAGCGCAAAACUCGUUGGCUCAUUGCCUACCAUGUCCUUACUUCUCUAUUAACAGCACGCAGACGCCCCGAUGAGGACGUGUGGUAUCGAGGAACAAACAUACCCCGCUGGCUCCAGCUGGUCCGUUUCCGUAAGAUGCUGCACCGAGGAAUCAACCAAUGGGCCUCACCGACCUUCUUCGCCAGCCAGCCCCCACUCGAAACAAAUUUUCCUUACAGUCACCUUAUGGGUGUUACCGAGGGAUUCGGCGAGCAUGACUUAUUGGAAAUACAGUAUUUCCGGCCCACCGAUGUAGAGCCGUAUCAAACUCGUAUUGGCCCCAUUGAUCGUGGUCAUAAGAUGAUCAUAAAAGAGGACACCUCGGUGUGCCCUUUAGAUCCCAAUCUCAAAAACGGUACUAUCUUCCAAUUUCUGAAGGACGGAACCUUGACAGUUCGGGAACUCUGUCCUGCCUUCCUUCAUGACAUUUCCUGCAACCGCGAGGAAGGUUUUUUCGAUCUCGUUCAUGAGAAUGGGAGUAUGCUGAGGAUCAUACGUAGGGUUAUGCCGUAG
Messenger RNA from Alternaria hordeiaustralica, 2562 nucleotides. RefSeq lists its product as uncharacterized. The record is from RefSeq and is a predicted model, not a curated record. Lineage: Eukaryota; Fungi; Ascomycota; Dothideomycetes; Pleosporales; Pleosporaceae. The transcript is spliced from 4 exons. Bases 1 to 2562 code for a protein of 853 amino acids.